Actinia tenebrosa (Australian red waratah sea anemone) is the source of this 2253-nucleotide messenger RNA. RefSeq names its product DNA replication factor CDC6. Gene Ontology annotation, molecular function: ATP hydrolysis activity; DNA replication origin binding; ATP binding. The record is from RefSeq and is a predicted model, not a curated record. Gene Ontology annotation, cellular component: nucleus. Gene Ontology annotation, biological process: mitotic DNA replication checkpoint signaling; DNA replication initiation; cell division. NCBI's taxonomy places the organism in Eukaryota, Metazoa, Cnidaria, Anthozoa, Actiniaria, Actiniidae.
GUUGUAAAAGUAAUAAAAUUAUAUUCCUAUUACGUAUCAAAGUAAUUAAUAUUCUUGAGGGGUUUUAAUUGCAAAUACGACAAAUACUGAGUCUAUAAUCGACUGCAGCCGAGCACCAUCCGAACAUCGAACUUGAAGUCUGUAAGUGCGCUAUAUAUAAAGAAAUAAAUAUAUUUUUCCAUUUCAUAAAGUUGUAAAAGUAAUAGAAUUAUAUUCCUAUUACGUAUCAAAGUAAUUAAUAUUCUUGAGGGGUUUUAAUUGCAAAUACGAGAAAUACUGAGUAUGAUAAGUAAGUCGGGUUACAUGUGGUAAAAACCGCUGGUUACAUAGACUGUCGUCUAUAAAAAAUAAUCCAAUCUCAUUGGCUGUAGAAUUUCCCGCGAAUUCUCAAAGCGCGGGAGAAUUUUAAUUCUUUCCAUUGAACAAAGAUCAUAUCUGUGAAAGAAGCGUAUCAGUCGUCUCAUUUUAUUAUUACGGUUCCUCCACUAAAAAAGCUAAGAAAUCCAAAAUGCCUCGAGAAACUCGAAGUUCAUCUACUCUUCAAGCUGCAAUCGAAUUUCCACGCCGUAAGACUCGCUCACAAAGAAAAAAAAGCGACUCAAAAGUCGAGGUUGUUAGAUCGCCUCGAAAGCGAAGAGACACAGCUGAAGUUCGUAAAAUUACAAUAUCUCCAAAGAAAAAGAAAAACAAUAAAGGAGAAAGUGAAGAUGUGGCCUCCUCAGAUACUGAAAACACAUCGCCACAAGAAACCAAGCUUGAUGGCUCAUUGCCACUUGUUUCCAAGACCAAAAUGAAUUUGUUGAGAAACAUAACUCCUUGUAGGCCUUCACUUGUUGAUAGUAUCUUGGAUAAUAAUUCUACUCCAUGUACCCCAAAACAGAGAUCAGUGUUAUCAUUAGCAAAGGCAGAGGGACAAUGUUAUAGUGCAGUAAAGAAAGCUCUUCAUACAGGGACUCCCAAAGCCUUACUCUGCAGAGAAAAAGAACUGAACACUAUCCAAACAUUCCUUCAUAACCAUCUUUCAAAACAAAAGCCUGGAAGUUUAUACAUCUCUGGUGCCCCUGGGACAGGAAAAACAGCUUGCUUGACUAAAGUCAUGAACGAAUUAGAGGAUGAACUAGAUGGCUGUCCAAUCACGUUUGUAAACUGCAUGACUCUUCAACAUUCAAAUGCAAUAUUUAAUAAAAUUCUAGAGGAUUUUCCUGGAAAAGACAAAGUUUGUGGAAAAGAUUCUCAAAAGGUUCUUGAAAAAAGAAUUACAUCGUCAGGACCAAUGAGAAUUAUUGUCCUUGAUGAAGUUGAUCAGUUAGAGACAAAGAAUCAAGAUGUUCUUUAUACUAUGUUUGAAUGGCCUUCACUUCCAAAGUCAAAACUCAUUCUUAUAGGGAUAGCAAAUGCCCUUGAUCUAACUGAUAGAAUUUUACCAAGAUUGCAAGCAAGACCAAAGUGUAAACCUGAAUUACUUCAUUUCACUCCCUACUCAAGAAGUCAAAUAGCUACUAUUUUACAAGACAGAAUAUCACAGACAAGUGAGAGUGCAGUCAUUCUUGAUGCCCCAGCAAUUCAAUUUUGUGCAAGGAAAGUAGCCUCAGUAGCUGGUGACAUGAGGAAGGCAUUGGAUAUUUGCAGAAGAGCAGUAGAAAUAGUUGAAGCUGAUGUCAGAAAACAACAAAUCCUACAACCCAUUUUAUCAGAUAAAACCAACUCACCGAAAAAAGUAGCAACUGUUGUUCCAACAACCAAAAAAGUUGGUAUUGCACAAAUUGCCAAUGUUGUAUCAGAUGUUUAUGGUUCUCGUAUUAUGGCUGGGUCAAGUGGCAGUCAACCAACAAUACCAUUACAGCAGAAGUUAUUGAUCUGUACUCUCAUGUUGAUCAUGAAGCAGGGAAAAUCAAAGGAGGUCACAAUUGGAAAGUUUCAUGACAUGUACUGCAGUGUUUGUAAAAAACAACAAAUAAGCCAAGUAUCACAGGAUGAUUUUAUUGGUUUAUGUAAGAUGCUUGAAGCAAGAGGUAUUUUAGGACUCAAAAAGGCUAAAGAAACAAGACUAAUGAAGGUAUCCCUCAAGAUUGACGAGAAAGAAGUAGAGUUUGCCCUUCAAGAUAAGACUCUUUUGUCUUCAAUUUUACAAUCUGCUGACUAAUUUAAUUAAUUCAUUUUAAAGUUUUAUCUUGGUUAUCAGUAUUUUUCAAAUUAUUUUUAAACAUUUGUAAAUAUAAGGAUUUGUUCUUAGAACACAAAAAAUUUAAAUAU